AUCCGCCAUAUUGUUUGCUGAAGCUACCGCUGAAUCUGCUACGGCUGAAGCUGCCGCCGCUGCUGCAGCUACCGCGGCCAAGUCUGAAGCGAGCGGAGCCGCGAUGGAGACCAUGGCAAGCCCGGGGAAAGAUAAUUAUCGAAUGAAGAGCUAUAAGAACAAUGCCCUAAACCCUGAAGAAAUGAGGCGAAGAAGAGAGGAAGAGGGCAUUCAGCUCCGAAAGCAGAAAAGGGAGCAACAACUUUUUAAAAGAAGAAAUGUGGAACUGAUUAAUGAAGAAGCUGCCAUGUUUGAUAGUCUCCUCAUGGACUCUUACGUGAGCUCUACUACUGGGGUAAGGCCCUUGCAUGUGCCUGAGGCAGGCCUGGAGCAUACCUGCUUCUACAGAACAAAUUGGAUGGAGAGUGUGAUCACAAGAGAGAUGGUGGAGAUGCUCUUUUCUGAUGAUUCUGACUUACAGUUAGCAACCACACAGAAAUUUCGGAAACUGCUCUCCAAAGAGCCUAGUCCUCCAAUAGAUGAAGUUAUCAACACUCCAGGAGUAGUUGAUCGGUUUGUGGAAUUUCUGAAGAGGAAUGAGAAUUGUACGUUACAGUUUGAAGCUGCGUGGGCUCUAACAAACAUCGCCUCUGGAACCUCUCAGCAGACAAGAAUUGUUAUUGAAGCAGGAGCUGUCCCAAUUUUUAUAGAGCUGCUUAACUCAGACUUUGAGGAUGUACAGGAGCAGGCAGUCUGGGCUCUGGGAAACAUAGCUGGAGACAGUUCCGUUUGCCGAGAUUACGUCUUGAACUGUUCCAUCCUUAAUCCUUUGUUAACACUCCUUACCAAGUCCACAAGACUGACAAUGACGCGGAAUGCAGUUUGGGCUCUGUCAAACCUUUGCAGAGGGAAGAACCCACCCCCAGAAUUUGCAAAGGUCUCUCCUUGUUUGCCUGUAUUAUCUCGCCUACUCUUCAGCAGUGAUUCAGACUUGCUGGCAGAUGCUUGCUGGGCCCUCUCUUACCUGUCUGAUGGCCCCAACGAGAAGAUCCAGGCAGUUAUAGACUCUGGAGUCUGCCGGAGAUUGGUAGAGCUUCUCAUGCACAACGAUUACAAAGUGGCUUCUCCUGCUCUGCGAGCUGUGGGUAACAUUGUCACUGGGGAUGACAUCCAGACACAGGUCAUUCUUAACUGUUCAGCCCUUCCUUGCCUACUCCAUUUGUUGAGCAGCUCCAAGGAGUCAAUUCGAAAGGAAGCUUGCUGGACCAUUUCAAACAUCACUGCUGGCAACAGAGCUCAGAUACAGGCUGUCAUAGAUGCAAAUAUCUUCCCUGUGUUGAUUGAAAUCCUUCAGAAAGCAGAGUUUCGUACAAGGAAAGAAGCAGCCUGGGCCAUCACCAAUGCCACAUCAGGAGGAACCCCUGAGCAGAUCAGGUACCUAGUGUCACUGGGCUGCAUAAAACCCCUGUGCGACUUGCUGACUGUAAUGGAUUCAAAGAUUGUACAAGUGGCCCUCAAUGGACUAGAGAACAUCCUGCGGCUUGGAGAACAGGAGGGCAAGCGCAGUGGCUCAGGGGUCAAUCCCUACUGUGGCCUCAUUGAGGAAGCCUAUGGUUUGGAUAAAAUUGAGUUUCUCCAGAGCCAUGAGAACCAGGAGAUCUACCAGAAGGCCUUCGACCUCAUUGAGCACUACUUUGGAGUAGAAGAUGAUGAUAACACCCUGGCUCCUCAAGUAGAUGAAACACAACAGCAGUUCAUCUUCCAGCAGCCUGAGGCCCCCAUGGAGGGCUUCCAGCUAUAAUGUCUGCCUCCGGGGAGGGGAGGGGAUGGGAAGCACCACCAGCCACUGGUAGAGCAGCCUUCUGGUGGGCAAGAAGCCAGCCCCCACCGCCACCUGCUGCCCUGGACACUGUGCUCUGGACCUGCUCCACCCCCUUCCCUGGAGGGAGUGCCCUCUGGACAGACAGAACCAUCUGAGGCUCACCUUUGGGUUUUGUGAAAAGAAGGGGACAUGUUGGGGUUUUCUUCCUUACACUAUAUUUUGGCUGCACACAUGUCUUUAACCCAGGAGCCCGGGGGUAGACAAAGGAGGACUUGAGGUAAUCAUUUUGCACCUUUCUUUUUUGUUUUGUUUUUGUUUUUCUUUAAUGGUGACUUUUUUUUUUUUAAUCUUCCUUCAUCCUUCCUAGUCUUCUGCCCUGAUCAAUGUAACUCUUAUUUUGGGUACGUGAGCAGAUGGAAUAUUCCAGAGGUGGCAGGGGAGGGGAGAAAUCCAAAACAAAGUGUUCUUGCUCUGACGGAAUAUUAAUCUUGUAUGCUUGGAUUGAGUUAUUUAAUUUUUUCUUUUGCACAUUUUUCUUGUAUAUUAAGGUUGCUCUUCCCAAGAGCUGUGAGUUCCUGGUUUUAGGAAUCCCAGCUGCCAGCACUGUCUGGGAUUAGAGGUGAUGGGGAGGCCACAACAAGACAAAGCCUCCUUCCUCUCUUACCCUUUUCCCGGACCUCUUUAAUUUGGGACACACCCUUACUCUCCUGGGCCAAGUACACCCGUGGGAGUGGAGGGGAGGAGCACAGGCUUCCAGACAGGGCUUCGUGUGUAGCUACUGACCCCAUGUUUCCUACCCACCUUCCAAAUGGUGCAACCCAACUUCAUUUUUUACUUGAAAAUUUCCCUCAGAGGCAGUGAACCUCUGAGGUAGCUGUAUUUUCUCCUAAGCUCAAGAUGGGGCUGUGGACCCUCCUUUCUUCUGAGGAGAAAGUCCUUGCUCUGGUGACCCAUAAGUUUCAGAGGAAGUUGAAGUGAGACUGCCCAGCGUUAGGGUAGUCAGGGAUUCCUGCCUUUGGCUUUUCUUCUUCCUCUUCCAUAGUUGGAUCAUGUAUAUUUUACUUCCAAAGGAGAGAAUGUCAAAACGUUCUGUAUUUUUUUAUAUUCUAUAUAUUACGUAGGGUAAUCUUAAUUGAUCUUAAGAGGAGGAACUGUCUGUAAUUUUUGUGAGUAGUAUACUGUGAGGAAGACCAAAAAGAUACAUGGAAGCUUCCCCACUUAGAAGGCCUGAACUUGGUCCUUUAUCUGUGCUUGGAUUCUAGGCCAUGACCUGGGACCAACCCUCAGUUCUGCACCCUUUAAGCAGAUCAGCCAGCAGGGUGUGUUGUUCCUAUAAAUGGAGAGGGCAAGGAUGGCCUCAGAGCCUAGUGAAAUCUGCCUCUAGUCCUUCCUGCUGAACAUCCUACUUACAUCAGGAAACCCAGAAAGUAGUCUGCUUUCCCAAAUUCAGUUUCAAAGGCUGUUAUCCACAUACGUUAGCACACACAGCUGCCUCUUCUAUUACAACGAAACCUAACAGCUCCUGUGAGAGCUGUUGCUAUCUUCCCUAUUUGGGAUGCUCGGCCCUGUCAUUGGGUUUUCCCUUCCUUGUGGCAGUUAUAAUCCAGAUGCCUUUUCUCCUGAGUAAAGCUCGUGCAAUGCAGGGUGUCUCACCUAUGCUCCUGAGUGUGUUACCCAGGAUAAUAACUGGGAAUAGGGUUGGCCAAAGAUGCCCUGCCCCUGCAUCCCCACAGUAAUUAAUCAGAGGUGUCCUGUUCUUAAGCUCUGCCUUUUCUUCCCAAGAAACAUACCAUUCUUGCUCCCAUUCUUAUGUUAUUCCCUCUUGGUUCAAGUGAAACCUGUACCCUUCACUUACAGAUCUAAAGUUCAAGCUCUUUUUGUUGGCCUUUUGUCUUACAUUUGUCUCCUCCUUAUAGUGUUGAAACCCCCAUCCAGAGACAUUUUCUAAGGAAGGUGGCUUAGGAGAACAGGAUCCUUUUUAGUGAGCCUGCUCUCUCCAUUACAGAACUAUUCUCCUUGCUGGGUGUGAUGGUGCAUGCCUGUUCUUCCAGCACUCAGGGGGCUGAGGCAGGAAGAUCGCCACAAGUUCAAAGCCAGCCUGAACUACAUAACAAGACCUUGUGUUGCUUUAAAAUUUUUUUAAAAUUCUCCUACAGUUUGAAGCAAAGUUAUUUCCCACCCUCUCCCUCACCCCACUGUCCUUGUCCAAAGGGCAGAGUGGUUUAAUAGGAUAUACUUUGUACAUCUCAAGCAACAAACAGUUAACUCUCUAACAUUGGAGCCAUUUUCUUAGUGUAAGACACAAAUGUCCUGCUUUUCCAACUGCUCCUCCAAAAUCUAUUUUGACUUUAGAUCUGGGUCCUGUACCAGAUGGAAGAUUCCUUUUUGGUCAUGUAGCUGCUGCUUAAAUCCAGUUUUCUCUAAAGACUUCAAAUUCUACUGGGGGCACAAUAUGAGAUUUAACAGAAAUCAGAUUUAAGAGGAAAGUAAUUUCUACAAGCUUUCCUUUGUGUCUUCCCCAGACUGUUUCCCCUUUAUCUUCCUCAAGUUCCCUUUCAGUCCACAAAAGUCCUUCCAGCCCACAAAGGCAGUAACCUUUUUUUGUAUGUUUUCCUCCUCUUUGGCCACUUUGUGAAGAGCUAACCUAUGAACAGACCUUGGCCUAAGUAAGAUCAAAGCCUUUCUGGCAGGUUUUUGGAUCUUGCCAGCAUAAAAGGUCCCCCUUGCCUGCUGUACAAAAUAAUUUGAUAAGCUAAGGUAUGUUUUUUGAAUCCUCAUGUGUUGGAACAGGGUCAUAUAUCCAUUUUAAGAUCUCUGAUGAGGGUGGGCAUAUCUAGAUGUAUAUUAAGAGGACAAGGAGGCUUUUUCUUUUUCUUUGCUCAUAUUUUCAAGUACUAUCAGCUAUUCUUUUUUGCCAGGCCCCCUAGGCACCCUCCCCCCCAGAUCUCUAGUAUUUAUAGGGUGUCUAGUCUUUGAAGCUUGCUUUCACUUUCAAACAGUCCCCAGUGACCACCUGGCCUUGCUGCUGCAAUUUUCUGGUAGAACCCCAUGAGUACCAUCCUCCCUCUGCCAGCCUGGCUAGUCAGGUCUGUCGACACAAAUGUGACCUGCUGAAGAACAGUUGUUGAUGACCCCAGUGUUCCCCUUUACUUAGAACCCUAAAACCCUUAGACCUACUAGUUCAGCCCUGUUUGCCCUGGAAGCCAUUUCUCUCCCAGGAACCUCCCUCUCUCCCUCCCUCUACCCCCGCUUCCUCCCUCUCCCUCUCCUUUCUUUCACUAAACCACACAAAUCAUAGCUGCUGUUGUGCUUAGUUGAGAAAAAAUGAACCCAAAGGAGUUCAAAAGGAAAUCUCUAACAAAAUGAAAUGCAUGUCCAUAUUCUUAGUGUGCCUACCUGGGAGGCAGAGAGGAAAACCAAGCAAUACUAACUCCUCACCCCACAUGAUAGGCCCCAUCUCUUUCAGGCCUACUCUCUUCUCCCUUUUGUUCAGUUUGAUAUCCAGUGUCUUAUGUGUUCCUCAGUAGACUUAUAAGCUCAGAUUCUGGUUUCUCAAGUUAAAGGCAGAGUGCUAGCUCCUCCAUGUCUCUGCAAGCACUCCAGUGACCCAGUAGGGAGGACAGGCUGGCUAGGGGCCUUGCUGGUGGGCUGGGGAAGAAUAUAAGGCUUAAUGCACUGAACCCUAGGAAAUGCUUAUGACUAGUUGCAGCAUCUUAUAGGUAGUACUGCCCUAGAAGGUAGUGGAGGUGAAACUGACAGACUGCUUAGAGUGGGUUUUCCCUAGUCAUUUAGGCUUGCACAAUUUAGACCACCAACCCUAUCCAGUGGAUCCAUGUGGUGGACAUCAGCUGCUUUUGGACGAAAUCCUUCAAAAAUGAUUCAGUCAUCCAUUAUCCUCUCACAGAACACAAGACCUUUGCAAGAAGUUAUCAGUGCCAACCAAAUCUCUGAAUUUUCCUCUAAGAGGGCAUUUUGCUUGAGGCCUGGACUCUGCAGGACCAAAGCUGGCUUUGAGAGAAAUAACAGUGUCAACUUGGGGGCCUAGAACAGCUUAGGAGAAAGGUGUGUUUGGUUUGUGUUCAAGAGCUUAGGCCUAUCUACCUACUUCUGGAGGGCCAGCCUAACCAAUGCCCACAUUAGCCUAAAUAUUCUACCACACACUAGUCCUGCUGUCCUGGGUAAGUCUGAUUUCAGGCCCUGGGUUGGGGGGGGGGGCUGUAUACUAUAUCCAGAGGUCUGUGAAGGAAGUUAGAGCCGAGACUAGCUGAGAACCUCUGACCUGUCCUUUAAAAGAAGUCCACAGUAUGUGACACUUGGAUCCUGGAGUGGGAUGUUGGCUUUUUUAGCCAACUUUUGUUGGAACUGCCUUUUCCUGGCCUUUUAAACAAGAGAAGGUGUUACAGGGUCUGAGCCACCCAGCAGACAAGAUGUCCUCCAAAAACAGCUUGGCUUUUUCCUAAAGAUCCUAGGGAGGUGAAUCAAAUCCUCUUCACUGGUUUUUCUUUCCAAAUUUCUUUUGCUUUUA
Molecule: messenger RNA, 6326 nt
Organism: Fukomys damarensis (Damara mole-rat)
Lineage: Eukaryota; Metazoa; Chordata; Mammalia; Rodentia; Bathyergidae
Gene: Kpna6
Product: karyopherin subunit alpha 6
Exons: 14
Coding region: 104-1780 (558 amino acids)
Biological process (GO): NLS-bearing protein import into nucleus
Cellular component (GO): cytoplasm; nucleoplasm; nucleus
Molecular function (GO): nuclear import signal receptor activity; protein binding
Source: RefSeq, a predicted model, not a curated record